CCAACCACGUCUUCUCCAUUAGCGCAUUAGCCGCCAUGGCUCAUCGGCGGAGCUUUCUCAUCCUCCUCACCAUCGUCUCCUCGUUUGCCGGAGCUUCAGUGGUACUGGUUGCCGGCCAGCACUACACGGCAUACGAGCCAAACUGCUCGACCACCGGAAACUACACCACCGGCAGCCAGUACCAGGUGAACCUCGUCAAGCUCAUGAGCGAGCUCCCGUCGAGCGCCCUGGCCAACCGCGGCUUCCACUACGGCACCGCCGGCGAGGCCCCCGACACGGUGUUCGGCCUCGCCAUGUGCUACAGCGUCCUCAACUGGACGGCGUGCGGCAACUGCAUCCGGGCGGCCGCCGCCGGCGUGCAGCAGGCGUGCCCGUUCAGCCGGGAGAUGAGCUCCUUCUACGACGAGGCCUGCAUCCUGCGCUACUCCGGCGCGCCGUUCGCCGCGGCCGCCGACACCGGCGUCACCUUCUACGAGUGGGAGGAGGGCUCCGUCGUCGCCGACCCGGCGGGCUUCAACGCCUCGCGGUGGGAGCUGGUGGGGCGGCUCGCCGGCGAGGCCGCCGCCUCCCCGCUGCGGCUGGCGAACGGGAGCCUGGGGUACACGGACUCCCACGGCAUCGCGCAGGUGCUGUACGGGCUCGCGCAGUGCACCAGGGACCUCAAUGCCAGCGAGUGCAGCAGGUGCCUCCAAUCCUUCCUCGCCGAUGUGUCGAUCUCGCUCCCGAACAGCACCUACGGCAGCGCCAUGGGCUACAGCUGCUAUGUGGCCUGCAGCGUCGGGGAUGAGCUCAGCAUCACCAUUCCGCCGGCGAUGACAGCGCCGCGGCCGCCGUCGAGGUCAUCAGCCACUCCUCGCCCGGCGGCGUCUCUGGUGGCCGGUGUGGCCGUUGGCUCUGCUGCCUUCGUCAUCUGCGUCGGCAUCUCGAUUUGGUUGCUGCUGCGUCGCAGCAGGAAAAGAGCAAGAGAGCGUGAACUGGAUUUGCUCGACGAUGACGAGCCCCUGGAAGACGAUUUUGAGAAAGGGACCGGGCCGAGGAGGUUCCGCUACCGCGAGCUUGCCAUUGCCACGAGGUUCUUCUCCGAUGAGGAGAAGCUCGGGGAAGGCGGCUUUGGGUCGGUGUACCACGGCUACCUCAGGGACAUGAACCUUCAUGUCGCGAUAAAAAGGGUGUCCAAGACCUCCAAGCAGGGGAGGAAGGAGUACAUUUCCGAGGUGAGGAUCAUAAGCCGGCUGAGGCACCGCAACCUCGUGCAGCUCAUCGGAUGGUGCCAUGGCGGCGGCGAGCUCUUGCUUGUCUACGAAUUCAUGCCCAAUGGCAGCCUUGACACCCAUGUUCACAGUCACCACAAAGUGUUGUCGUGGCCUCUCAGGCAUCAGAUCGUGCUUGGUAUCGGUUCUUCACUUCUGUACCUUCACCAGGACUGGGAGCAGUGCGUUGUGCACCGUGACAUCAAGCCCAGCAACGUGAUGCUGGAUGCAUCCUUAAACGCCAAGCUUGGCGACUUCGGGCUGGCGAGGCUCGUCGACCAUAACCGGGCGUCUCACACCACGGCGCUCGCCGGCACCAUGGGCUACAUGGACCCGGAGUGCAUGGUCGCCGGCAGCGCCAGCGCCAUGUCCGAUGUUUACAGCUUCGGCGUGGUGGCCCUCGAGAUCGCCUGCGGCCGCCGGCCAAUCGUGGUCCUUCAAGAAGCCAGCACCGGCACCGGCACCGACGAACCGACCACGAUGCACCUGGUGCAGUGGGUCUGGGAACUCUACGGCCGCGGAAGGAUCGUCGACGCGGCCGAUGCUCGGCUGGACGGUGAAUUCGACGACCGGGAGAUGCAGCGGGUGAUGAUCACGGCGCUCUGGUGCGCGCACCCUGACCGCAGCCUGAGGCCGUCCAUCAGGCAGGCCAUCAGCGUGUUGCGGCUCGAAGCGCCGCUGCCGGUCCUACCGGCGGCGAUGCCGGUCGCGAUGUUCGUGCCUCCUGCUGUUGCCUCCCUUUCUGAAUCUCUUGGUGUGACCGGUAGCUGCAGCGGCAGCUCCAGCGUUGGCACGACGCGUUCCAGUGCCGUUUUGACUGAGGCGUCGUCCUUGUUGAGAUGACAAUGCAACGUAGACGGAUCAAAUAACUUGGAUUGUUUUGUGUUGGGCUAACGCUUUGUAGAACGAAGGAGUUAUUUUAGUAGAUGGACACUGACUUGUGAGCAAAUUCCUGCAAGCUGGUCGUGGCGUGACAUCAGUCUUUACGGUGGUGUAUUAUUAGUAUCUUUUGCUAGGUCUGAGCGGCCAAUUUGAUCAGGAGCGUUGGACAGAUUUUUGUCA
Molecule: messenger RNA, 2312 nt
Organism: Panicum virgatum (switchgrass)
Lineage: Eukaryota; Viridiplantae; Streptophyta; Magnoliopsida; Poales; Poaceae
Product: L-type lectin-domain containing receptor kinase IX.1-like
Exons: 2
Coding region: 36-2093 (685 amino acids)
Biological process (GO): protein phosphorylation
Cellular component (GO): plasma membrane
Molecular function (GO): protein kinase activity; ATP binding
Source: RefSeq, a predicted model, not a curated record